This is a messenger RNA of Aaosphaeria arxii CBS 175.79, 2859 nucleotides long. RefSeq lists its product as uncharacterized. The record is from RefSeq and is a predicted model, not a curated record. Lineage: Eukaryota; Fungi; Ascomycota; Dothideomycetes; Pleosporales. The transcript has a single exon. The coding region runs from base 1 to 2859 and encodes 952 amino acids.
AUGGGCCGUCCCAAAUUCUCCUUUCCCUUGCCUGGGAAGAAGUCGUCGACGAAGCUCAAUGGUGACUACGAGGUACACGCAAACGGAUACUCUUCAACCUCAAUACCGCAAGGCUCCGAGUGGCCGUCUCGUCCCGAACCUACCACUUCUCGUUCAAAGGCAGAGCGUGUGCUUGGAACCGCCAGCAACAUGCCUCUUCGAUCCUCCAAAUCCCAAACCUCGCUACAGCAGCAUCCUGGCUACAUGACGAUUACAGUUUCGGAGGCAAGCUAUGGUUCAGAUCAUACCGAUAGGUCGAAUGGCAAGGACAAUGGCAACCUACAUCCUACAAAGCGGCCAGGGAUGGUCCACAGGCCGUCGUCAAACAUACUCGGGAGUGGGUAUGGUGAAGACAGCCGGCGAGGCUCAGGUUCAAGUUCGAUCAGCCGCCGAUUACAUUCAAAGGCCUCGAGCUCCACCAUGCGUUCCCAUUACGAUCCCCAAAGCUCCCCCCUCUCUAUAUCACAACAAACAUCUGCAUCGGCAGUCCGCGACAUGGCACUUACAAAGGGACAUCCUCAGAUCGCACUCGAGGCUGGCGGCAAUGUUCAUGCACUGAGCCCUCCAAGUCACCUAGAUUCUAAAGGGAGCUUCCGCAAGAGCAAACCCGCACGACUGGACUUGUCGAAAUUGUUCCCAAAGCCUAGGAGCAAUACUGCUUUGGAAACGGGUAUGCCGCUUUUGUCACCUAACAAAAUGGUGAAUUCUCCUACAGCGUUGUCUUCUGCCUCGGAAUUCUUCCCACGGCCUAUGACACGAGAGCCAUCUCCGCGACCAAAGGGACAAGCGAAGUUGACGAAGUCCCCAAGAGUACAACAUCAGCCUCAACGCCCACCCUCCCCUGUCCGGGUGCACAGGCGUGACGAGUACGAUAAUGCCAAGAUCAAUGUACGACGCCCACCACGAGGAAUCCAGCAUUGGUUCGAGGGUUUCGAUGAUGAUGAUAGCGACGACGAUCAGGAAGAGAGUAAUGAGCCAAUUGCAUACUACGAUGCCGUGGCCCCGAACGAACGCCAUGUCGAUUUAGCAAAGGAGCAAUCAUAUGGUGACUAUGAGGCACGCUCAUACACACAAGACACCUAUCAAUUACCCUUGAAGCCCCGAGCAAUACAUCCAAUCAAGAACCAAUUCGCCCAGGCACAUGCCUUGAACGCACAUCGUCUCAACUCUCCCAGCCAAUUUUCCGUUCAGACCCAAUCAUCGUUGACCUCGAAUCGAACCAAGGAGUCAGCGUUUUCAAAGAGCAAUCUUCAAGAUUUCAGCGUUCUUUCCAUGUCAUCUUCGGAGGACGAGGGAGAAGAUUCGCUCCCAAUGCCCAAAUAUCCAAUGCGCGAUAGCAUUGGCAGCACUGAUGGCCAUGGAGAGAUCGUUAUCGGGCAAGCUCAAGCAUUCGAUGUUCGCCCUAAUAAUGCACGCAGAGCUUCCGACUCGAAGAUGAGCAUGCUCACGACGUCGACCGGCGCUGCUACUAUUGAAGUGAUGUACACCCCUGAGCCUUACACGCCACACGCCUUCCCAAGGCCACCACACAGCAGCAGGCGCUCAAGCCAUGUGCGACAACCCUCAAUGAUCCCAGAGGACGAAGAUGUUCGACCAAGGACCGCAGCACCACCGCCCAUGUCACCUUCGUCAAGCAGCAUAAGAAGUGCGAGAACUUCUAACAGUGAGCCUCGAUCUCGCGUCAACCAGCGCAAGAUGAUGGCGGUGACAGAAGAAGAGGAGGCGUUGCUUGAAAUGAUGCGAAGGAAACGAGCAGCCAUGGUCAAGCAGAGCUUCUCCGAGGGAUAUGAGACUGCACUAAAGCUGGAUGACUCUCGUCAUCAGAAUGAAGGAGAUGACAGCUAUCGUACAUCCGGAUUCUUGACAAUGGACAGCCCAUCCUCUGGCCCUGUGAGAGUGGUGAACAACCCUCCUCCCAGAAAAUCCUCCAUGGUGGUAGCCGCUCCUCUCCUGCAGCCGCCCCCUCGAGGUCGCCCAGCCAAAUCGGCACGCGACAGCAGUGUUGGUACCAGCAUGCUACGUGAUAGCUCAUCGUGCGAUCCCGAAUCUGACCGCCAGCGCUCCCCAAUAAGCAACGUCCGCACCAACUUGCCUCACCAGCUCGCGCCUCAACCUGUAUUUUCUCCUCUCGAUCUCUUCCCCUCUCCGGCAGCAUCACCUACUCCUGCGGCCACUGAGCCCAGCAUGGCAUCCCCUACCACCAUAGACCAUGCAUCUCCACUGCCCUCUCCUAUCACCCCGGGUCUUCGAACCGGCGAAGGCGACGUAAAUGUCAAGGUCGCGAGCAGUGAACCAUCGUGCAGCGGUGACCACGAGAGCGACGAUGUCCCUAUCCUUGAGACGGGUGUCAUUGGCCCAUCAUCUUACGUUCCCAUCAAGCAAGCCGAGUCCCAGCCCAGCAAUCAUCAACGACGCCGUACUGCCAGCAGUGGCGCAGAUGUCCCUCUCAACCCGACCCGCAGAGUUUCGCAGGCAUCCAACGUACCCCUCGACCUCGGCGCUCUCUCAGAGGCAUCCUCCCCAGGACCCAGCAUCAACGACCUUACCUUCCCCGCCGUACCCACAAAGAACUCCAGGCGUACAAGCGCCAUGACUACAACCAGCAGCCUGCGCAGCAGUUCCCAGGCACGAAGCUCCUCUCCGAGGGUCCACCACAGCGACCGCAGACAAAGCCGCACAAUCUGCAAGGACAGCUCGCUCGCCAGCAGUUCAAAGCGAGACAGCGUCGUGGUCGGAUCGUCCAGCACGCGAUGCAGCGUCAGCGAAGAUGUGCUGGCUGCAUGGGGAAGCUUGGGCGGUGGAAGGAUCAACGGAAUGUAA